Suillus subalutaceus is the source of this 349-nucleotide messenger RNA. RefSeq names its product At2g23090 like protein. Bases 111 to 338 code for a protein of 75 amino acids. The record is from RefSeq and is a predicted model, not a curated record. The transcript has 4 exons. NCBI's taxonomy places the organism in Eukaryota, Fungi, Basidiomycota, Agaricomycetes, Boletales, Suillaceae.
UGUUCUUCCUGUGCAACGUUGUCGAGCACUCGCAGUUAUACCAGCUCCGUAUCUCCCUAGCUUUCUGUACCAGCUCUCGGUCUCUGUUUUUUCAGUAUCUUAGCUUAAUCAUGGGGAACGGCGCCAAAGCUGCACAAAAGCGUGAACGCAAUGCUGGAAAAAACGCAGACAAAGGCCCUACAAGUAAGACCAAGGUUAAUGAAGCGGCGAAGAACAUUGUUUGCCAGACUUGCAGACAGACCUUCCUACUCACCACCCGUGCACCAGCACUAGAGGAGCACGCCCAGAACAAGCACUCAAAAACAUUGGCAGAAUGUUUCCCGAACUUUACCAAGUAGGAUGCGUCCGA